GUCGUAAGAUAGAUAAGAGAUAAAAUCUGCGAAAGCAAUGGGGUUACGUGUUGUGUCUCUCAAAAUAUUUUCUUUAGUAUUUAUUGUCAGCAGAUGUAGUGAAAAUGUUGACAAAAGAAUUCUGUUAAAUGACCCUGAUUUGUUCCAUUCUCAGAUACAAGCCCUACAGCAGGAUCUUCUGAACGUGAAAACUCAACUGAAUGCACAAGUCAACACUAACAGUGCUCAGCAAGCAGAAAUUAACUCACUCAAACGCUCAACAAACCAGCAUACGAACCAAGGAGCAACGUAUACAGUCUGGGGUAAAAGAAGCUGUCCAGCUAAGAACGGCACUGAUAUGAUCUAUAGUGGAAUUGUCGGUGGAGGCAGAUAUACCGCACCAGGAAACGGUGGCAAUACGCUCUGUCUUCCUCACAAUCCAGAUCCCACUCCGGCAGAUUUUCCUACUCAUUACGAAUCAGACAACCCAAGUCUCACUGGUAACUUGUAUGGGGCCGAGUAUCAAUACACAUACAGGAAUAUUGCAGUAGACGAUGAUGUUCCCUGCGCAGUUUGCUUCGCUACGCAUUCGUCGUCCAUCAUCAUGAUACCUGCAAAAACCACCUGUCCCGUGGGAUGGACAACCGAGUAUUUUGGAGUCUUGACAGCUAAUUGUGAACAUAGUAGUUAUGUACAGCAUGAGUAUCUGUGCGUUGACGAAGAUGCCGAAUACCUCCAGGAAGGAACUCGUCAACAGGACUACAAUGGACGACUAUUCUACCCUGUUAAAGCAAAGUGUGGAUCUCUUCCAUGCCCGCCAUAUCAGCAGGCACAACUCAUUUCUUGUGUAGUUUGCUCCAAGUAGAUUUCAAUAAAAGCAUAUUGAUGCCAUCCAUAGUAUCUGACAAAA
Ostrea edulis (European flat oyster) is the source of this 889-nucleotide messenger RNA. Its product is annotated as short-chain collagen C4-like. Lineage: Eukaryota; Metazoa; Mollusca; Bivalvia; Ostreida; Ostreidae. The transcript has 3 exons. Bases 38 to 844 code for a protein of 268 amino acids. The record is from RefSeq and is a predicted model, not a curated record.